Triplophysa rosa is the source of this 1032-nucleotide messenger RNA. RefSeq names its product calcium binding protein 2a (gene cabp2a). Lineage: Eukaryota; Metazoa; Chordata; Actinopteri; Cypriniformes; Nemacheilidae. Gene Ontology annotation, molecular function: calcium ion binding. The record is from RefSeq and is a predicted model, not a curated record.
UACAACAGAUGCAUCAUGGAAAAUGAGAGAAUAGGGAUUAGCGUGUACUGAAUAAACUGCUGGCUGAAGAAACAGGUCUCGCUGCUCCAAAUACAUCCUGUACAUUAGACUGUUUUAGUGGUAUUAACAUCACUACCCCUCAUCUCUGCUAUAUGCGGCUCCGCCCAUUCUUGGGACAAGGAUGGGGUUCGCGUUUGGUGUUAAAUCUUAUGUAAUGUCUGAGCGCAGGAACCGUGAGUGAGCGAUGGGGGGAGGCAGGGGGAGGCACGGAAAAGGAAAGAAAGUGUUGGAGCAGAGAGAAGUAGAGGAACGCAAAUGAUGGGAGCAAAGCCAUCGAAAAGAAGCAGCAUGAAGAAGGGGGUCCUACCCAUGGAGGGCAGCAGAGUGCCACCUCCAGCUGACGUGUUAGGGGGCAGUGGUGACGCUGCAGCGGAGGAUGAGGAUGAUGAAGAGUUAGGGGAAAGGAGGCAGUUUGACGAGCCCAUAUGUGCUUUGGUUCAGAACUGUACUGUCCUGCAUAACAUCGUGGGCCCCGCCUGCAUUUUUCUCCGGCAGAGCUUCGCUCACGCUCAGCUCGACAGGGAUCUACGUCCAGAGGAAAUUGAAGAGCUGAAGGAAGCCUUCAGAGAGUUUGACAAAGAUAAAGAUGGCUUCAUUAGCUGUAAGGAUCUGGGCGAGUGUAUGAGGACGAUGGGAUACAUGCCCACAGAGAUGGAGCUGAUUGAACUCAGUCAGCAGAUCUGUGGCGGAAGAGUCGACUUUGAGGACUUCGUAGAUCUGAUGGGACCAAAGAUGUUGGCAGAGACAGCAGACAUGAUCGGGGUGAAAGAAUUGAGAGAAGCUUUUAGAGAGUUUGACUCUAAUGGCGAUGGUCAGAUCAGUCUGGCUGAACUAAGGGAAGCCAUGAAGAAACUGAUGGGAGAGCAGCUUAACCACAGAGAGAUUGAUGAAAUCCUCAGGGAUGUUGACCUCAAUGGAGAUGGGCUGGUCGACUUUGAGUAGAGUAGUCCUCUAUGGCACCUAAAAUAAAUA